Molecule: messenger RNA, 1899 nt
Organism: Colletotrichum karsti
Lineage: Eukaryota; Fungi; Ascomycota; Sordariomycetes; Glomerellales; Glomerellaceae
Product: glycosyl hydrolase family 15
Exons: 9
Coding region: 1-1899 (632 amino acids)
Biological process (GO): carbohydrate metabolic process
Molecular function (GO): hydrolase activity, hydrolyzing O-glycosyl compounds
Source: RefSeq, a predicted model, not a curated record
AUGGCUCAACAGUGCCCGACGAGACACUCUACCGGCAGCCAUGCCGGCUACCUGCCGAUCGAAGACUAUGGCCGGACUUUGAUUCUCCAAGCGUAUUCUGUCGGCUUCUUGAUCAGGCAGUAUCUACCGUCAUCCAACAUCUUGCAGACCCGGUACAUACACGACGAUGGCGUCGUCGAUCUGGUGGACUUCUUCCCUCGGCCCAAGACCGCCACUAUCUUGUCCAAGACCAACCGCCAAAGUGCCUUCCGCGAAACCACUAAGAUACAGGAGGAACUCAAGAAAUGGCUCGUCCGCAGAGUCGAAUGUAUCCGCGGUCGCUUGGAGAUGGACAUUGAAAUCUUCCCGGCCUUCCAAUACGCAACCGAAUCGCACGUCACCACGAUCCUCCAGGAAACACUCACAUCCAACAGCCCAAGCAAAGCCGUGACCUUCCACAGUGAGCACUACAAGCUCCAACUCGACGUCACCGUCGACGCCGAGUCCGAGUCCGAUGCCGCGCCCUCAAUCACCUUUAGAAAAGAGAAACGCGAUAGUAUGCCUGGCGAGGGCGUCGUCGCGCACAUCGAGAUCCAGGAGGGCCAGGCCAUAUCCCUCGUCCUCCGCAACGACAUCCCGAAACACGUCACCACGGACAUCACCACCGCGGUCCUCGACGGCCAGCAGCACGACACGCAGUCUUUCUGGUACAACUGGAUCUCCAGGAGCAAGUACAAGGGCCGCUGGCGCGAGGUCGUCAACCGCAGCCUGAUGAUCCUCAAGAUGUUGACCUACGAGCCGACGGGCGCCAUCGUGGCCGCGCCUACGUUUUCGGUGCCCGAGGACAUCGGCGGCGUCCGCAACUGGGACUACCGAUUCUCCUGGGUCCGCGACUCGAGCUUCACCAUCUACAUCCUGCUUCGCCUGGGAUUCUCUGCUGAGGCGGACGCCUACAUGGACUUCAUCAGCGAGCGCUUCAUCAAGUCCCGAGGACCCGAUGGCGAGCUUCCCAUUAUGUUCACCAUUCGCGGCGAAACCGACAUCCCAGAGACGGAACUCUCCCAUCUGGAAGGGUACAGGGGAAGCAAACCCGUCCGAAUCGGCAACGGGGCCGCCUUCCACCAGCAGUUCGACAUUUACGGAGAGCUCAUGGACGCCAUAUACUUGUACAAUAAGUACGGGAAGCCGAUCAGCUGGGAUCAGUGGUGUUCAGUCAGGGAGAUGCUCGACUUCGUGCUCACGCUCACAGACAAACCAGACAUGUCCAUCUGGGAAGUCCGCAAUAACAAGCAACACUUCACGUACUCCAAGGUGAUGCUCUGGGUCGCCUUCGACCGCGGUCUCCGCCUGGCCGACAAGCGCAACUUCCCCUGCCCCAACCGCAGUAAAUGGCUCGAGGCCCGCGACAACCUCAUGGAAGAGAUCAUGGACAAAGGUUACAACAAGGACAUGAAGUGUUUCGUCCAGAGCUACGAAAACAACACCAUGCUCGACUCCUCGAUCCUCAUCGCGCCCCUUGUCUUCUUCAUCGCCCCAAACGACCCGCGUUUCCUGAACACAAUGGACCGCAUUCUCCUGCCCCCCGAAAAGGGCGGACUAACGAGCACCGGCCUCGUUUACCGCUACGACACGGAGCUCUCAGAGGACGGCGUCGGGGGAAGAGAGGGCGCAUUCAGCAUGUGCACCUUCUGGCUCGUGGAGGCCAUGACGCGCGCCUCCGUCUACGAGCCCCGGUACCUCGCCCGCGCCGUCAACCUCUUCGAGAACAUGCUCGGUUUUUCCAACCACCUGUCCAUGUUCUCCGAGGAGAUCGCCCGCAGCGGCGAGCAGCUCGGCAACACGCCCCAGGCCUUCAGCCACCUGGCCAUGAUCAGCGCGGCCUUCAACCUCGACCGCGUCACCGAGUUCACGCGGUCGUGA